This is a messenger RNA of Styela clava, 2629 nucleotides long. RefSeq names its product dual specificity protein phosphatase 6-like. Gene Ontology annotation, molecular function: MAP kinase tyrosine/serine/threonine phosphatase activity; protein tyrosine/threonine phosphatase activity; MAP kinase tyrosine phosphatase activity. Lineage: Eukaryota; Metazoa; Chordata; Ascidiacea; Stolidobranchia; Styelidae. Gene Ontology annotation, biological process: peptidyl-tyrosine dephosphorylation; negative regulation of MAPK cascade. The record is from RefSeq and is a predicted model, not a curated record. Gene Ontology annotation, cellular component: cytoplasm; cytosol.
AUCUAUUUUCAGAUUACAUUCUAAUUAGUUACAUGCUGAUAGUCGACUUAUAAAAGCGAAUAGCAUAAAUAUGCAUUUGACAACUUCGGCGAAAUCUAAUAAUCUGUGUUACAAAGGGACUGAGAGCUUGAGGGACGAACUUUACCGGGGAGACGACGUGCUUUUACUGGAUUGUAGGGGCAACGAAGAGUACCGCAGUGGCCACAUCAAGGGAGCAUAUAAUAUUAUACUUCCCCAACUUAUGCUUCGCAGGCUCAAGGCCAACAAGUUACCUCUGAAAAAUUUAGUUCCGCCAACACUCAAACAAGAAAAGGAAGCAUUUUUAGCUAAAACUUCGACACAUCUUGUGAUAAUUUACGACCAAUAUUCGAACGAAGUAAACAGCAACGAAUCUGACUUGCCGAUUUUACUUCACAACAGAAUGUCUCACGAAGGCUGCCGAGUUGCCAUUUUGAAAGGUGGUUAUUCCAGAUUUCAUGCUGAUCAUCCAGAAUUCUGUUCGAAUGUGAACGAAUCCCAAAUGAACGAUGAUGCUGACGACGAAGACGGAAACAGCAGCAGCGGGUCUCACAGCGCCGACGAUAGUUCACAAAGAUCACCCACAAAUGGACGGUGUCAACCCCCAGUUUUGGGACUUGGAGCAUUGCGAUUAUGUGACCCAAGUCCACCACAGCCCAUCGCAGUUGCUUCGCCAAAACUUGCCAAUAUUGAAGGCGGUGGAUUAUUAGCAAGAAGAUCCCGUCGUAAUGGUCGCAAAAUUCCAGCCCCUCUUACAAUCAAUAGCGAAGGAGAAUCGGAAAACACAAACAGCACUGCUUCUUCGGCGUCAGAAGUCGCGCCCUCAAACACUCCUUUGUCAUCAUCAUGUCCCGAGCAAAAGCCAUGCCAUAAGUUUCUUACUAAGCUGCCAAAUACGAACUCAUCCACGUCACCAUCAUCGUUUCCAACCUACGGUAACGCGACCGCUCCCGUGGAAAUACUACCAUCCCUAUUUCUUGGGUGUGCCCGGGACUCGGCCAGUGCCGAAAUAUUGGCAGAGUACAAUAUCACUUAUAUUUUGAACGUGACUCCUAAUUUGCCGAACGUUUUCGAGAAAGAUCCAAAUUAUCAUUACAAGCAAAUCGCAAUAUCGGAUCAUUGGAGUCAAAAUUUGUCUCAAUUCUUCCCAGAGGCUAUCAGUUUUAUUGACGAAGCAAGAUCAAAAAAUUGCGGUGUUUUGGUCCACUGUCUUGCUGGAAUCAGUCGUUCCGCGACUGUCACGGUUGCGUACUUGAUGCAAAAGAAUAACUGGUCUCUCAACGACGCUUACGACUUCGUUAAACAGCGAAAGAACAACGUUUCACCAAAUUUCAACUUCAUGGGACAACUUCUAGAUUUCGAAAAGACUUUGGGAGUUUGUCAAGAAGCAGUAGAUAGCGGAAUAUCGUCAUCAUCGUCUUCAAACUCACCGCCGACAUUGUUUUUCACGUCACCGCCACCGCCGACUCCGUCAGCUCUUCCAGUCUGUACCAGUAAUGGAGUAAUGUCAUCUUGUGCCAGCGGGUCUGGAUCGGCACACAAGGAGCACAGAAGCGUCUUUUGCCUUCCAACACCAAUGUCAUGAACGAGCUUCACCAGCUAAACUAAAGAAUCCUGAAACGACGCAAAACGUCAGAUGAGCGCACGGCGGGAAAAACUUGAUACAAACCAUGUGACAAUGGUUGGGAUAUGCACUGUGUAAGGCGAAUGAAGAUGAAAUUUUGUCGUGGACAGCUUGUUAAACAAACUAUACAUUCUUUGACAAGAGAAGGUAGACCUUUGUUUAGGUUUGCCAACUCGCCAACAAUAGAGACGAACAGAACACUUAGAUAGGAUUAGUUAAAGUUAUCACUCAACAAUGCAUUUUAGAAUAGAUGACAAUUAUGGGCUCAAGUUAAAAUCGCCCUUAACCGAUAAAUAUUAUUAUGCACUUGAAUAUGAUUUUCGAAAAAUUCAGUUUAUAGGCCGUGCCAAAUUCUUUUGAAUUUCAAUAAAGUGCUUUUUCUUCUUAAUUUUCGCCUACCCUGUAAAAGUUCGAUUCUUUAUUUUUACUUCGUUGUGCUUGUUCAUUAUUUUAUUUUAUGUUGAAUUCUCAACUGAUCGUAUCUUUAUUUCAAACAAACAUAGAAUCUUUUUUGAUAUUAUUACUUUUGUGCUGCUUAAUCAAUUUAGUACAAUUAUUUUAUUUACUGCUAUUGUGACAUAAUUUCUGAUACAGUUUCCCUCACUAAACCAAUUACAGAUUUAUUUCAAAUUGAAAAAAAAAGUCGGCGAGGUUGAAACAAAUUGACUUUUGAUAUUCAAGGCCAAUUGCCGCUGGAUUCGGAGACAGUCGCCACUCCACCACGUCAUUAACCCUUCUUCGGGGGAUAAAUAUUGUUUUGAUUUUUGACGAGAUUCUCAUUUUGGCAACCAGCCUUUUGGCUUUUCCUAAAACCAUGGCAUACUGGAUCACAAAUUAUUUUUAUUGUUAUUCUUAUCAUUGCUAUUACGAUAAGUCGCUGUAAUAAUUUUCUUUUAUGUUUAAUGCGAAUGAAAUGUCUUAUUUUCCAGCUUGUUCUCGCGAAUGACUUAUUGAAUUAACUCGAAUAAAUUAUCUACUGCAAACUGA